UAUAUUUCUCUACUAUAUAGUUGACUGAAUCAGAAAAAAGAACUGUAUCUUCAAUUUUUGCAGAAGAGGACACCAUGCCGAAGAACAAGUGUCCUCUAAAAGCAGUUGCAGAACCGACACGUGGCACCGGCGGUGGCACUUACAAAUUCCACUUUCCUCUAGUUUGCUACUCUCUUCUCCUCUUCACCGUUCCACUUCUCGCCUUUCCCUCUCCAUCGCACUCUCCGAUUCCUUCUCCCAACAGAAACCAAACAAAUAUGCAGGAAAGUACGAACCAAACUCAAUUUUUGGAGAAGAAAUGUGGUGUUUCUGGCCUAAGAUUUUCCUUAAGUUUACUUGAUGCCAACUUCUUCAAAGAUAAUCAGAUUGAGGAGAUUGCUAAGGGUGUAAAUGAGUUCAAUAUUCCAAUUAUUAAAGCCAAUAGAAAACUUGUAGCUUCUAAAAAUGGAGGACUGCAUUAUCAUUCACCUUUACUUUUCGAUGCUGAUUGGGACCAUCGAUCACAAUCGGUUCACCGCACAACCAAAAGGUUCAGAUAUCCUUCCAUUCCAAAAAUACAGAAACCUGAAUCUGAAGAAGAUAUUGUAUUUCUAAGUGUUCUUGAAUUAGGUGAACUCAUCAAAACAAAACAAAUUAGUUCCCGGGAGCUUACACAAAUAUUCUUGCGGAGAUUGAAAAAGUACGGUCCUAUUCUUGAAUCGGUAGUGACUUAUACUGAAGAACUGGCAAACAAGCAAGCCAAAGAAGCUGAUGAGUUGCUUAGCCAAGGAGUAUAUCUAGGGCCUCUUCAUGGGAUUCCUUAUGGAUUAAAGGACAUAAUAUCCGUGCCUGGAUACAAAACAACAUGGGGAUCAAAGUCAUUUAAAAAUCAAGUUAUUGACAUGGAAGCUUGGGUCUAUAAAAGAUUGAGAUCAGCGGGAGCAGUUCUUGUUGCAAAGCUUGUUUCUGGAUCAUUGGCUUAUGAUGAUAUCUGGUUUGGUGGUCGAACCAGGAAUCCAUGGAAUAUUGAGGAAUUUUCUACGGGUUCCUCAGCUGGACCUGCAGCAAGCACCUCAGCAGGUAUGGUUCCAUUUGCAAUUGGUUCGGAAACAGCUGGAUCCAUAACUUUCCCUGCAGCUCGAUGUGGUGUUACUGCAUUGCGCCCAACUUUUGGUACUGUUGGUCGAACUGGUGUAACGAGCAUAUCAGAAAGCCUGGAUAAGCUUGGCCCUUUCUGUAGAUCUGCAAUUGAUUGUGCUGUUGUUUUGGAUAUUGUCCGGGGAAGAGAUCUUGGGGAUCCCUCGUCAAAAGAUAGCUCCAUUGAUGAUCCAUUCUUGGUUGACAUUACUAAGUUGACUGUUGGAUAUCUUGAUGAUGCUGAGAUGGAGGUUGUUCAUGUUCUUGCGUCAAAGGGUGUCAAGAUGGUUCCUUUCAAACUGAAUUACACAGUUGAUUCUGCUCAAGGUAUAUUAAAUUUCACAAUGGAUGUUGAUAUGCUGGCUCACUUUGAUCAGUGGCAGCGCUCAGGGCAAGAUAAUGUGUAUGAAGCCCAAGAUCAGUGGCCCACUGAACUACGCCGUGCACGUUUAAUUCCCGCAGUGGACUAUAUACAGGCACAAAGAGCACGGGGAAGGCUAAUCGAAGAAAUAAGAGAGUCGUUUACUGUCGAUGCAUUCAUUGGUAAUGCAACUGACUGGGAGAAAGUAUGCAUAGGCAACCUUGUUGGUUUACCUGUCAUAGUAGUGCCAACAGGAUUUAAAAAUAUCUCUGAUCCACCAUCUGGCGGCAGCAGAAGAAGAACAACCAUCACCACCGGCAUUUAUGCCCCCCCAAACCGUGAUCACAUUGCUCUGGCUUUGGCAAUGGCUUAUCAAAAAGUCACUAAUCACCACAAACAGCGCCCACCUAUUAAUGAUCUUGGUCUCAAUGAUAAGAUACCUGAUGCAUCUAAAGUUGCUUAUCCUCCUAGGGUUUUUGGUCCUUAAGCAACUGGGUGUAAUGGCUUCAGCAGUGAGUUUUACUUGUAAAAAUCUGCUACCACAUGACAAAAAUAAAAUUCAUAUUGUCUAGUCAUUUAUGUCAAAAAUAGACUUUAUCACGUAUGUCUGAAUCGAUGAAAAAAGAAUGAAUAAAAUGAAAAAAGUUUAUGAUU
Vicia villosa (hairy vetch) is the source of this 2131-nucleotide messenger RNA. RefSeq lists its product as uncharacterized. The record is from RefSeq and is a predicted model, not a curated record. Gene Ontology annotation, molecular function: catalytic activity. Bases 75 to 1964 code for a protein of 629 amino acids. Lineage: Eukaryota; Viridiplantae; Streptophyta; Magnoliopsida; Fabales; Fabaceae. The transcript is spliced from 13 exons.